AAUGCAGGGGCGUGGCAGCACCCGGGGAGCCCCAACGUUCCAUGGGUGAUGGCAAAGAGUCCUUAGCAGCAGGCAGCGGCCAGCACGGGCCAUGGCGCUGCCGCCACAGCAGCUCCCAGCGCGCGGCCCCCGGGCCCCCCCGGCGCUGCAGAUGCUGCGGGAUUUUGUGCUCCCCGAGAGCUUCUACCCGAGAGCCUUUGCCAAGCUCUCGAAGCUGCUCACUCGGGUGAUGCCCUUCCCUGCAUCCUGGAUCCCCUGGACAGCAUGGGCACCCCCGGACGCACAGGACCCCCCAGCAGGUCUGGCACCCCUGUCUGCUCUGGCACCGCGGCCCCAUCGCACCUGCAGCAUCCCCAGGGCCGGGUGCUGCGGGAUCCCAAACCCUGUCCCCCGGCAGAUCCGGCACAGGGGCUCUGCAAGCCCGGCCGAGCGUCCCUGCCCUCCCCUGGCUGGGGUGUGCUCAGUCAGCCCCAUCUCCAGGGACGUUCCCAGAGGCUCAGCACGGCUCCCACUCCCCCUCACAGGGCUGCAGAGGGCUCCAUUUAAGGGCUUCCUGGAGCCCCAGGUCGUCUUCACGCACUGGACCAGCCCCAGCCUGCCUGCAGCGGACACCUCCACGCUGGGCUUCGGUGCUGCUGCUGUGCCGGGUGCUGCCCUGCUGGGCCCUGGAGGCUGUGGGUCCCUCCCGGCCUGGGCAGCCCCCGGGACCCCCCAGGGCCCAGUGCAAGUCCUGGAACCCCAGAGCCAUCGGGGGAGAGGAGCAGAGGCCCCAGCGGCCCCAGUGCUGCCAGCGCCCAGCCCCGGGAACCAGCACAUCAAAGAGGUGUCUCCAAUCAACAUCUGGAGCACGGGCACCCCUGUGGGGACAACCCCUGGCAGCAACAGCCCUGCAGGCUUCAACAGUGCCCUCAGCUCCUCUCGUGGCCUCCAGAGCCAAGGACUUGGACACCCAGAAAGUGACACUGGAGUCACUGAGGAGACGCUCCUCCACGAGGCCCUGCCCCUUCUUGCUGUGCCCCAGGACAUGGUGGAUGUCCCACCUGCCAGGGCAGGGAUAAAACGUGGGGGGAGCCACUUCCCCACUCCCCCCCCCAAGCACCGGGUUCCCCCGGGGGGGAUUAGACGAGAAAAAUUUUAG
Molecule: messenger RNA, 1138 nt
Organism: Neopsephotus bourkii (Bourke's parrot)
Lineage: Eukaryota; Metazoa; Chordata; Aves; Psittaciformes; Psittacidae
Product: proline-rich protein 36-like
Exons: 2
Coding region: 92-1138 (348 amino acids)
Source: RefSeq, a predicted model, not a curated record